CGCCCGGGCGGUGGCUGCGCCCAUGUCUGAACACCACCUGCCGCCUCCUCCUCCACCGCUCUACAAGCAGCGGUCGUGGUCCCCCGACGCAUACCGCGACGAGGCAUGGCACCGCCGCAAGAAAAUCAACGGCAGAUCGAACCUCCAGCGGAGCAAAAGUGUCACUGACGAAGACCUCGACGACUUGAAAGCCUGCAUCGAGCUAGGGUUCGGGUUUGACUCGCCCGAGUCGGAUAAGCGACUCGCUGACACUUUUCCCGCGUUGGGACUUUACUACGCGGUUAACAAGAAUUACUGUGACUCGGUUUCUAAUAAGUCUACGGCGACUCCAACGACGUCGUUUUCCCCGACGCCGUCCGAGUGCGACUCGGUGACCUCCCCCAUCGGCAGCCCCCAUACCAUUAUCGGACCAGGAGAUACGCCGCAGACGGUGAAGACGCGGCUGAGGCAGUGGGCCCAGGUGGUUGCUUGCACGGUGAGACAGGGUUCGUGAGAUCAAUGUAACAAACCAGAGUUAAAAUUGUAACCAAAACAUCAACGUCAAACUUUGUCAAUGAUUGUUGUUUAUGAUUCCAAUUUCCCCCCA
Molecule: messenger RNA, 586 nt
Organism: Pyrus x bretschneideri (Chinese white pear)
Lineage: Eukaryota; Viridiplantae; Streptophyta; Magnoliopsida; Rosales; Rosaceae
Exons: 2
Coding region: 23-493 (156 amino acids)
Source: RefSeq, a predicted model, not a curated record